Molecule: messenger RNA, 1846 nt
Organism: Olea europaea var. sylvestris
Lineage: Eukaryota; Viridiplantae; Streptophyta; Magnoliopsida; Lamiales; Oleaceae
Product: AT-hook motif nuclear-localized protein 15-like
Exons: 2
Coding region: 467-1309 (280 amino acids)
Cellular component (GO): nucleus
Molecular function (GO): DNA-binding transcription factor activity; minor groove of adenine-thymine-rich DNA binding
Source: RefSeq, a predicted model, not a curated record
ACAUUCUCUGCCAAUUCACCAGCUAUAUAUACUCGGAUAAUGAUAGAAAGAUACAUGUAUGUAGAGAUAGAGAGAAAAAAAUGGGUUGCUGUAGCUGAAGAACAUCAGAACAAAGGACCUGACCCAAACCCUAGCCCGUACCGGCUGAACCUGUGAAGUAGUUCACGGAUCAGGGUUUUCAGCAAUUCUGGGGAUAUUGAUUAGGGUUUACUGGAAGAGGAAAAACACUAAUUGCUGAACAGAUAUAGAGAUAAAAACAAGUUGAAAUUGUUAUUUAAUAAAUUUUUCUUCUUGAGGAGAGAUUUUUGUUGAAGGAAAAGGCACGGGGAGUAGAUGGUUGGCAGGAAAUAUGUUGAUGAACCCAAUGUUAUCAUAAUCAGCUCCAUUUCUUCACAUUGGAAACACUGCAGAGGAUAAGAAUGCUGUCUUGAAUCCCCUUGGAACGCCCAGAAGAGAGCUAGAAUUCAUGCACACAACCACUACCAAUCCUUCAAAUUGCAAUGGAAGUAAUGCCAAUCCAAAUCGUAACCAAAAUUUUGAAGACGGAGAGAGUCAAGAAAAUGAGCACAAAGUCGAAGACGAGAAGCCGCCUGGAGAUCCCGUGAUUUCGAAGCCUUCUAUCUCAGAACACCGGCCUCGAGGCAGACCACCAGGCUCGAAAAACAAGUCCAAGUCUCCAAUUGUGAUAGCAAAAGAAAUUCCAAAUUCUCUACAUAGCCAUGUGUUGGAAAUCAGCAGUGGCAGUGGCAUUGCACAAAGCAUUGCCACUUAUGCACAGCGGCGUCACUGUGGUGUUUUGGUUUUGAGUGGCACUGGAGUUGUAACCAAUGCGACCUUACGCCAACCAGCUGCUCCUGGUGGGGUGAUAUCCCUCAAUGGCAGAUUUGAGAUACUAUCGUUGUCAGGUGCAUUCUUGUCGGCACCAUCGCCGUCAGCAGCCACUGGACUUGCGGUUUACUUGGCUGGUAGUCAGGGCCAAGUACUGGGCGGCACCGUGGUGGGUGCAUUGGCGGCAUCAGGGCCUGUAAUGGUGGUUGCUGCCACAUUUACCAAUGCAAGAUAUGAAAGGUUGCCUGUAGAAGAGGAGCAGGCUAGUGAAGAAAUCCAAUUACAGCCCUCAUCAAGAAGGAGUUCAGGUCCUUCAGGAACUGGUGGUGCUUUGCGGUCCCAAUCUCAUUGUUUACCGAUGGAUGCCCCAGCGUCGUUUGUAGGUUUAUAUAAUUCACCCCCGAAUUUUCUACCUGCCAAUGGUCAAAUGCCGCAUGAUAGCUUUUGGACGGCCCCUCUACGGCCUCCACCUUCCUAUUGAGGCUGGCUGACAGAUCGGAAAGUGAGACAAAUUACUGAACAUUGUUGGCAUUGAAUUACUGAACAUUGAUGGCAUCCAUGUUUGGUGGGGAAUAUCGAAUAUGAAUUGACACAAUUGUAGAAGAGAAGAACUUCUGAUCUUGUUCUUUAUAAUUAUCUAUGCUGUCCAGUCACACACUGAAGGUUCGCAGGUAAAAUGAUCUAGUUGAUCCGGGACUCAGGACUGAGAUGCAAAAUUGAAGGAAUAUGGUAAAUGGUGUUUAAAACAUUACUAAUAAUUAAGGGUGGAAAGCUUUAGAACUAGGGACAAGGUUACCAUACCUAUCUGGAAGAGGACUGGCUCUUCUUGAACCUAUCUUGUAAGUUCUUUGAAGGCAUAGGAAUUGAGAAGGAACGUUUAGGCUUUCUGGAAGAUUUUGUAUUCCUUGUAACUUCCUGUUUCACUGAUCUUCAUGUUUAACGACUUUACAAAUAAUCCAACAAUGGAACAAUUGAAAUCAGUUCACAGAAUAAUGGGACAUCUUUCUCAACUGGUACG